This is a messenger RNA of Cucurbitaria berberidis CBS 394.84, 1028 nucleotides long. Its product is annotated as lipoyltransferase. The coding region runs from base 55 to 786 and encodes 243 amino acids. Gene Ontology annotation, cellular component: mitochondrion. NCBI's taxonomy places the organism in Eukaryota, Fungi, Ascomycota, Dothideomycetes, Pleosporales, Cucurbitariaceae. Gene Ontology annotation, biological process: protein lipoylation. Gene Ontology annotation, molecular function: lipoyl(octanoyl) transferase activity. The record is from RefSeq and is a predicted model, not a curated record. The transcript has a single exon.
AGCUCCAUCGAAGUCGACGUAAAUCGGGAUCAUGAAGCAGACGCGGUAGCAGAAAUGGCCAGCCCCAUGCGGCAAAAGCUCCUUCACAUCCACCUCCUGGGCAUAGUCCCCUACGCGACCGCAGCCCGUCUCCAAGAACGUCUCGUCUCGCGCUUCCUCGCAUCAAAGCCACCCUCCAAUGCCCCAGCACCUCCACCCCACAUCAUAACCGCCGAGUUCCAGCCCGUCUACACGUGCGGGAGAAGAGAAAUAGGCACCGUAGCACCCCAGCAACAAGACUUCCUGCGCGCCAAUGGCCGCGCAGAAUUCGUAGAAGCAAUGAGGGGCGGGCAGACUACGUUCCACGGACCAGGCCAACUAGUCGCAUACCCCAUCAUCGAUCUCCGCACGCACAAGCUUACUCCGCGGUCCUACGUGUGUCUUCUGGAAAAGAGCUUGAUAGCUACAUGUGCAAAGUAUAGCAUCAAUGCCAUGACUACGGAGAACACUGGUGUUUGGACUACGCCAGAUGAUAAGAUCGCGGCUAUUGGAGUGCAUAUGCGGCGGAAUGUUACGAGCCAUGGGAUUGGAUUGAAUGUUAGUACGGAUUUGUGGUGGUUUGAUCGGAUUGUGGCUUGUGGGUUAGAAGGGAAGAGGACGACCAACUUCGCGAAACAGGGUGUUGAGGGGAAGAGUGUAGAUGCUGUGGGGAGAGACUUUGUGCAAGAGAUUGCUGAGCGUUUGCAGGGUGUAGAAGGCGUAGAAAGAGUGGAGGGAGAUGAAGUGGAAGAAUUGUUGGAGACGUGAAGCAAGUCAGCCUAUUGUACUCUACAGUCGGGCUAGAGUAGCUGUACAGGCACUUUGAACUCCCCUCUCGUCGCAAUUAUAUGCAUACUAUCUACACCUGAGUCUGUUGUCCGGGACCACGGAUGGUUGCUUCUAGACACGCUAGAUGAACGUUGGAGUAACAAAGCGGCGCGGGUACCAGAGUAGCCUAAAACAACGAGUUUCUGGCGGUGUAAGCCACCACACAAUCCUAUUAAACGUGC